AAGGCCAAAAACGGCGAUGUAGCAUUGAAGUGAUGAAAAUGCACGAGACGUAGACGAGACAACGACGACAGCGCGACGACGUUGAAAUCAAUCGAAAGAGAAAAUUUUUUUAUUUGAUCAACAUAUAGUGAAAAAGUGCUUAAAAAGUCGGGAAUAACGUGUGUGCAGUGUUUACGAAAAAACAAUUAAAAUUUUGGGAAUGUGAGAAAAAUUCAUAAACAUUUUUGUAGACGUGUGAAAUUUCAUUGUCGUCGUUGUUGCGGCAGGUGCGCUGAAACGUCGCGAGUUGCGCCGUCGUCGAAAUCGAAACCAAAAACGUCGACACAAAGCAACGAAUAAUAAUUCCCCGUGGAAAAUAACCCCAAAAAAUCAUAAAUAUUUAUACAUUGAAAUGUGUGCUAACUACAGUGCAUAUCGUCCGUUGUUUUGAAAAAUAGAAAAAUUGAAAAAUAGAAAAGGUGCUGGGCACUAUAACUCCCCGCCUGAAAGUGCAAUUAACUGUUGAUUUUUGUUUAAAUUUAAUUUAAAAUAAAUAUAUAUUUUCUAUAUAUACGUGUGUGUGCAAUUCUAUAUUGCACCAUAAACCGAAAAAAUUCCGAAGUCAUCGGGUACCACCACGUUACAACGUCUCAAGGCUAAGGCUGCAGGUGGUAGCGUUAAACGCAGUCGUACAGGCAACGCAGCGGCUGGGACCACAGUAACAGCGAAUAACAAUAGUGGUGGUGGUGGUGGUGGAGGAGGUAGUGGUCGUGGUGCGGGCGGCCGUAAAUUUACAACAGCCGGUGUACAACAAUUGCAACGAAGUGGCGGCGGAGCUGGUCAGUGGGCAGCAGCGGCGGCGGCGACGACGACGACGAGUGGUGCAAGUGGUGGAGGUGCAGUUGCCGGACACGCAUUUGCGUCAACGACAAACGAAACCAUUACACAGGCAGAUAGAGAAGCAACAUAUUUGCAUGGUUUUCAAUCGCCAAACUAUCAAACAACAACAACAGCAGCAGCAAACUCGAUAUCCACAAAAACUUCAUAUCAACAACAACAGCAAAAUCAGUCCAAUUAUAAUUACCAGAACGCCCACUAUAACAACAACAACAACAACAAUACCAAUACCAACAAUAAUAAUAACACCAGUGCCAAUUAUUCGAAUUACUCAUCAUCGCCACAUAGAACAACAAGUGCAAUCCCUCACACUAACCACAAAUUUCCCACGGCCGCUACUAGUUCAACAACGAUGAUGAUGACCAAACAUAAAAGUUCGCUGGCUGAACGUCUAAAUAUAGGCGAUGAGGUGCGCGAAUUAAAGCUCGGCUGUACAUUUAAUCCGAAAACAACAACGACCGCCUUUCAUACGAUAAAAUAUGACUUUAAGCCCGCAAGUGUGGACAAGAGCAAAGUAGCUACUGUGGAUGUCGGCUCCAAUAAUCAAGUUACCGUUACCGUGCCAAAUUUAGUAAGUUCCGGUGUGCCUCAUACAGUAUAUAAGGGAAAUCACAGAAAAUAUACAAAAGAAUGUUUAUUGAUUUACGAUCGAAAAACUGGUGGUAUUACAAUCGAAAAGUUAAAUCAUAAUAUUCAAGUGAAAAAGACAAGGAGCGAGAUGACAAACAAGCCAAGUGCGUUGACCGCCAACGUGAAUGCAGCGCCUCAGCAAAAAUUAGAAAAUAGUACGAUGCGCAUCACAUCGAAGACGAAAGUGUCGACAGGUAGUCGGCGAAAUAAUAUAAUUGAUUUUAAGCCACGAAACUCGCCAUCCGCUUCCGCAUCACCGUCUGCACCGCCAUCCAUACAUAAGAGUCCGCAAUCGGCGCCGGCCUGGAACGCGAACAAUACGCAAGCCACAUUGCCCAGCAUUCCAAUGAUUUUCGAUGACGAUGACGAUGGCAUGUUUGGUCUAUCCGCUGCGCUUAGUAAUAGUCAAACGCAUCAUGGUGGUGGUAGUGAUACAGCGAAUAUAUCCUCAUCCUCGUCAGCGUCAAGUCAUAAUAAUUCAGCGCACGAUUAUCUAAUGCAACAGCAUCAGCAGCAGCAGCAACAACAACAGCCCGCGCCGACUAAACAGUCAAAGCAAACACAUCGCAACAAUCAAAAACGGCACAAUAACAACAACAACAACAAUAAUCUCAAUGCAACAUCAAUGUCUGCAAAUCUGUCAGCGACGACGACGACGACGGCAACGGCGGCAACGAGUCGUGGCAAGCAGGCGAAACAGCAAAAUCGCAUGGAGCAACGAACUUCCUCGCCGCAUAACUUUGCACAACAGCAGCAACAACAACAAAGACAACAACAGCACAAUCCCUAUCAGCAGCAGCAACAGCAAUCAAAUGGCAACAACAAUCGCAUGCAACCGAUACAAAUGUCCAAUGGCGGUGUUGGUGGCUAUCAUAACAACAACAACAAUAACAACAGCAGCAACAGUGGCAAUAUGGGUAAUCAUCAUUUGGGCAAUAAUCAAAUGUUCCAACAACAUCAUCAAGCGCAACAGCAACAACAACAACAACAUCAUCAGCAGCAGCAACAACAACUGCAACAUAUGCCAGGCAUGUCAUCGCCCAACGAUAGCGAUGUAGCUAUGGCAAACGAGCUGGCGGCACACUUAGAUCAGAGAAAUCGCGGUCUUAGCUCAUCCAGCUCGAGUUCCAGUUCCGAUUCGAGCGGCAGUGAUUGUGGCAGCGAUUCGGACGAUAGCAGUGAUGAUGAUGAUGAUGCUGCUGGUGACAAUCAGCAACAACAGCCGCCACCGGUGUCGUCGCAUCAAAUGUAUCAAUUGCCAAAUUUAAUGUCAACAUUACCGCCAAUGAAUACAACAACGCCACAAUACAAUCGCAAUACGCCAACAUCGGGUUAUGCGUCCAAUAGUAGUAAUAACAACAGCAACAACAACAACAAUCACAAUAUGAAUAGCCACAUGAGCAAUAAUGGUGCAUUUACUAGUGAUCUGCUGCAAAAUGAUUUGCAAUUAUCCUCAAACUCAUCCGAUGAAGAUGAUUAGUAGUAGUUAUAUAUAUGUUGCUAUAACAAAAAAAAAAAAAAAAA
This is a messenger RNA of Ceratitis capitata (Mediterranean fruit fly), 3030 nucleotides long. It is a transcript of the gene Eaf, whose product is annotated as ell-associated factor Eaf. Gene Ontology annotation, molecular function: transcription elongation factor activity. Gene Ontology annotation, biological process: positive regulation of DNA-templated transcription; regulation of transcription elongation by RNA polymerase II. The record is from RefSeq and is a predicted model, not a curated record. Gene Ontology annotation, cellular component: super elongation complex. Bases 1229 to 2986 code for a protein of 585 amino acids. The transcript has 9 exons. Lineage: Eukaryota; Metazoa; Arthropoda; Insecta; Diptera; Tephritidae.